UUUUGAGUAUGAAAAUAGAACUCUCAGCCAUGUCGCGAAUGAAUGAUGAAUUGAAAGAUGAAAUGAAUAAGUCAAUGGCGAGCCAAUUUGAUUCGGAGAUGAGGCUGGUAAAGGCUACUACAUAGGUCACAGAACUGAAAGCAAAAGUCUUAGAUAAGGAGACACAGCUGCAAAGCAUUAUGGAUGAGAAUGACGGCUAAAAACGAAGAUCAAUAGACAGGGAGCAUCAGGAGAAUUAUGUUGUUGUUGUAUUGGAUGUUGAGAGUGCAAAAUCUGCAGAACAAAAAGCAUUGAUGAGACUAGGUGUUGUUAAUGAGGAGGCUGAAAAUAAAAACAAGGCAACAAAGGUUUUGGAGCAGCUUGAGGCUGCUCAGGCAGUGAAAUCAGAGAUGGAGGCUGAGCUGAGGAGGCUAAGGGUGCAGUCAGAUCAAUGGAGAAAUGCAGUUGAAGCAGCUGCAACAGUUCUCACACCAGGGAACAAUGGCAGAAUAGUUGAGAGGACGGGCUCUCUUAAAUCAGACUACAAUUCACUGCUCCCUAGGAAGCUGCAAAGCUCCCCUUUCUUCGACGACUUGAAUGAAGAUUCUCCCAAGAGAAAGAAUAGCAAUAUGAUAAGAAAAAUUUUAAUGGAUCUCAAUCUUGAGCAGAAAGAAAGCACUGAGAUUUUUGUUGACAACCAAGUUGUCAUUUUCAAUUCUCAUAAUCCUGUGUUUCAUAAAAAAAACUAA
Molecule: messenger RNA, 728 nt
Organism: Phalaenopsis equestris
Lineage: Eukaryota; Viridiplantae; Streptophyta; Magnoliopsida; Asparagales; Orchidaceae
Product: interactor of constitutive active ROPs 2, chloroplastic-like
Exons: 1
Coding region: 294-728 (144 amino acids)
Source: RefSeq, a predicted model, not a curated record